CAUACUUUUUCUGACUCCCACUCACGUCCACUUAUAAAUGUUUCUUGAGUUCCUCUCAAUAUUCCACCAAAAUUUGCAUCCAUGGCUGCUAAAGUUCUUCACUUUCUUUCUCUUACUUUCUUUCUCAUCCAUUUCUCAACUGCUUUCACUCCCCAAGAUAAUUACCUUAUCAACUGUGGAUCAAGCAUAAACACUCUUGCAGUCGAAAACAGAUACUUCACCGGGGAUUCAUCAGAGGAUGGCUCUUCGUAUCUAUCUAAAGGUAAAUCAGUUUCUCUCACGAAUCCAAUCCCAUCAUCUAACUCUUCAGUACUGUACAGUACAGCUAGAGUUUUCACUUCUGGUUCAAGCUAUAAAUUUAACAUCAAGAACGUUGGAUUCCACUUGGUACGUCUACAUUUCUCUCCAUUCAGUUCUCGGGAUUUUGAUCUCAAGAAGGCAAGUUUCGUAGUUUCGGCUAAUGAAAAUUCACUUUUAAGCAACUUUUCUGCUCAGUUUACUAUGCUUAAAGAAUUUAUCUUCAUGGUUAAUAAAGAAGAGCUUGAAAUACUGUUCAUGCCUACUCAUGAUUCCAGUUUUGCAUAUGUAAAUGCAAUUGAAGUGUUUUCAGCACCAAAAGAUUUCAUUAUUGAUGAGGGGAUAACGUUGAUUAGUCCUAAUGGAAUUCAAGACUUUAAGCAGAAUAUUUCAUCGAAAAUUUUAGAAACUGUUCAUAGGAUUAAUGUUGGAGGAUCGAAACUAACUCCUUUUAAUGAUACUCUUUGGAGAAAUUGGAUUCCAGAUGAUGAUUUUCUUUUCUUGAAAUCCGCAGCAAAAAUUGCUACGACUAUUCAUCCACCUAAUUACCAACAAGGAGGUGCCACAAGAGAAAUUGCGCCUGACAAUGUAUACAUGACUGCACAGCAGAUGAAUAUAGAUAAGCUAACCUCGAAUUUUAUGUUCAAUAUAACAUGGGAUUUUCCUGUAAGAUCCGAGGAUUCUCUGCACUUUGUUCGUUUGCAUUUCUGUGACAUCGUUAGCAUUGCACUUCAAACGUUGUUCUUCAAUGUAUAUAUAAAUGGUAUCAUUGCGUUUAAAGAUCUUGAUUUGUCUAUGCUUGCAUUCCAUGAGCUAGCAUCGCCUAUUUUCGUUGAUUUUCUUGUACAGAGCUCGGUAAAUACAAACGUUGUUCGGAUUAGUGUUGGUCCUUCUGACAGCAAUAGUUUCCGGAAGAAUGCUAUUUUAAAUGGGGUUGAGAUUAUGAAAAUAGUGAAUCCUUUGGGUUCAGAAAAGAGGGCUAAGACGAAAAACAUUUGGAUUUUGGUUGGUUCAUUCGGAGGUGGAUCUUUUGUACUAAUUUUGGCAAUUAUUAGUACAUUGUUUGUACUCAAGUGCCGAAGGAGAAAACCCGAACCAACACGUGUUGAAAGUACAGGAUGGACUCCUGUUCGUGUAUAUGGAGGCAGCUCCCAUGGCAAGUUAUUGGAAGGGGCGGUCCAUUGUUAUGGUAUUAAGAUUCCGUUUGCUGAUAUACAACUGGCUACAAAUAAUUUUGACAAGAGUCUGAUAAUUGGCUCAGGUGGUUUUGGCAUAGUCUACAAAGGGAUUUUCCAAGAGAACUUCGGAGUUGCUAUCAAACGACGUGUGCCUGGUAACAAGCAGGGACUACCCGAAUUCCAAACUGAAAUAACAAUUUUGUCGAGAAUUCGUCAUCAUCAUCUUGUUUCACUCGUGGGAUACUGCGAAGAGCAAUCCGAAAUGAUACUUGUUUACGAGUAUAUGGAGAAAGGGCCUUUGAGGAACCAUUUGUACGGUCCUGGAUUACCCCCUUUAUCUUGGAAACGAAGGCUAGAAAUAUGCAUUGGUGCAGCUAGAGGUCUACACUACCUUCACACAGGUUCAUCACAAGGGAUUAUCCAUCGCGACAUAAAAUCGACUAACAUUUUACAGGUGCAUUUAGGCGAAUGGGCUAUGGAAUGGCAAAAGAAAGGUAUGGUCGAGCAAAUUGUAGACCCUUAUAUCAGAGGACAAAUAAAACCAAGCUCACUGAAGAAAUUUGGUGACACAGCAGAGAAAUGUUUAGCUGAUUAUGGUGUUGAUAGGCCUACCAUGGGUGAUGUCUUGUGGAAUUUGGAACACGCGCUUCGACUUCAAGAAAGUGAAAUUCAAAUAGAAUCUCAAGCAGAAACUGAUGUAAACUCUGUUAAUCGUGCAUCGCCAAGAUUUAUUCCCACAAUUCACUCGAGCAGUGCUGGGGUCGAGGGGGAUAUUGACAACAGUUCUUCAGAAAUAGCAACGAGUCAAGUCUUCUCCCAGUUGAUAACUAACGAAGGCAGAUAGAUAUUCUGAUAUUUUUUCGAGUUUGCUCAUUCAAAAAGACCUAUGCAUAACAUAUAUAGUACAGAAAUUUAGGUGGUUUGUUUUGCAGUCCUAGAUUAAUGAAAAAGUGCAUAAAUUGAGAUACAGAAUUUCAAUAGUUGUGUUACUCAAAAUGAUUUCUGCUAUUCUAGUUGUAUGAAAUAAUAAAUUUCGUUUCACAGGA
Molecule: messenger RNA, 2521 nt
Organism: Olea europaea var. sylvestris
Lineage: Eukaryota; Viridiplantae; Streptophyta; Magnoliopsida; Lamiales; Oleaceae
Product: probable receptor-like protein kinase At5g24010
Exons: 2
Coding region: 82-2319 (745 amino acids)
Biological process (GO): protein phosphorylation
Molecular function (GO): ATP binding; protein kinase activity
Source: RefSeq, a predicted model, not a curated record